Molecule: messenger RNA, 906 nt
Organism: Candidozyma auris
Lineage: Eukaryota; Fungi; Ascomycota; Pichiomycetes; Serinales; Metschnikowiaceae
Gene: DUS4
Product: tRNA dihydrouridine synthase
Exons: 1
Coding region: 1-906 (301 amino acids)
Biological process (GO): tRNA processing
Molecular function (GO): flavin adenine dinucleotide binding; tRNA dihydrouridine synthase activity
Source: RefSeq, a predicted model, not a curated record
AUGGUCAGAUAUUCCAAGCUUCCAUUCAGAGAGCUUGUUCGUCAUUAUAAUGCUGAUAUCGUUUAUACGCCGAUGAUAUUGGCCAGAGAGUUCGUGCGUAACGAUAUCGCCAGAAUCAGCGAUUUUUCAACAAACCAAACUGACAGCCCCGUAAUAGUUCAAGUGGGCUGUAACAACGUUCAAGAUCUUCUUAAGUUUGUCGAGAUGAUGCAUCCGUACGUAGACGGAAUUGGUCUCAAUUGUGGAUGUCCCAUUCGAGAGCAAGUUCGUGAGGGAAUCGGUGCUGCCCUUAUGUCUCAACCGGAACUAGUUUCCGAUAUGGUAAGAGCGGUUAAGCAAAAGUAUGGCGAUUCAAUAUGCAUUGAGACCAAAAUCAGGAUCCACAGCGACUUGAAUGAGACGGUCAGGUUUGUAAAGAUGGUGGAAAGCGCUGGCGUUGAUUUCAUCACUGUCCACGGGAGGACGAAAACAACGCGAUCAUCACAGCCAGCCAACUUAGAUGCCAUCAAACUAGUCAAGGAGACUGUCAAGGUCCCUGUGGUUGCAAAUGGUGACUGCUUCACGCAAGAGGAUUUUGAGAAGAUAGCAAAAUAUACUGGAGUUGAUGGUGUUAUGGCCGUUCGUGGCGCCUUGGCCAAUCCUGGCAUAUUUGCAAAACACAAGACAGCACCAUGGUCGGCGGUGGAAUUGUUUCUAGACCUUGCCCUAAGCUAUGGCUUGCCCUAUCGCAUAACACAGCAUCACUUAUCUGAAAUGCUAGGUACGAUGAUACCGAGGCUGCAUGUCAAGGAGAUGAAUGAGCUCUCCAAUCUUGUUGACCUUAUAGACUGGCUAGACGAACAUUUUGUGCUUAAAAGAAGGGGGGAGGACGGAUUUGGCACAACAAUCAGCCCUCAGUGGAAAUAG